Messenger RNA from Ambispora leptoticha, 430 nucleotides. The record is from the annotation of a GenBank genome assembly. Lineage: Eukaryota; Fungi; Glomeromycota; Glomeromycetes; Archaeosporales; Ambisporaceae.
AGCCUUGUGCUGAUGUUACUUCACCAUCUGAAUCUGAAACUAGCAAUGAUCGAUCUCAAAAAAGAAAUAGAUAAGGUAGGCCAGUUUUCAAUAAAGUAUGGGACUAUGUUAUUAGGUGUGAAAAAGUCUCACCUAGCACUUCAUUGCAAAAAUGUUCCAGAGGAUAUCCGACGAUAUUGGCAUAAUAAGCUUAUAGAGGUUGAUAAUGCCAAUAAAAGAAAUUCACAAUCACAAUUGGUUUUACCACCACAAGUUAGCAUUAGUUACGAUGAGAAUCUUUUAAGAGCAUGGAAUCUUUUUAAAAGUCUUAACCCUGCAUAUGUAUUGCCAUCUUAUACAACUUUAUCUGGGAGAUUACUUGAUGAAGAGUUUGCACAAAUACAAAUUAAUAUUAAUAAUGAUUUAGAGCAUGCAAAACAUUUAACUUUAA